This is a messenger RNA of Aspergillus mulundensis, 1341 nucleotides long. Its product is annotated as MCT family MFS transporter. The coding region runs from base 1 to 1341 and encodes 446 amino acids. Gene Ontology annotation, biological process: transmembrane transport. The record is from RefSeq and is a predicted model, not a curated record. Gene Ontology annotation, molecular function: transmembrane transporter activity. Lineage: Eukaryota; Fungi; Ascomycota; Eurotiomycetes; Eurotiales; Aspergillaceae. The transcript has 2 exons. Gene Ontology annotation, cellular component: fungal-type vacuole membrane.
AUGAGCACAUGCACAUCGAGCGAAACCCUGAGGCAAAAGGAACACCACGGAGACGACCCGGUCGACAACCAUGACCCUCCCACCGCCUCACCAGAAACCAACGCCCACUCCACCAUCGACAACGCCCCAGACUCCUUCCCGGACGGCGGUCUCGCAGCCUGGUCCGUCGUGCUCGGGUCCUGGUGCGCCUUCCUCCCCACAUUCGGCUUCAUGAACACAACAGGCGUCUUCACGGACUGGCUGGCAACAAACCAGCUGGCGGGGUAUUCCCGCAGCGACGUCUCCUGGAUCUUCAGCCUGUACAUGUUCUUCCUGUGGUUCGGGGGCGUGCAGGUCGGCCCAAUCUUCGACCGCUACGGCCCCCGCCACCUCGUCACAGCCGGCACAAUCGGCCUCACGGGCGCAGUCAUGGCCUUCAGCGUUUCAACUUCGUACUACCAGUUCAUCCUGAGCUUCGGCGUCCUCGGCGGGAUCUCGGCGUCCCUCCUCGCCAACCCCUCCAUCUCAAUACUAAACCACUGGUUCUACCGCCGCCGCGCGUUCGCAACAGGUCUUGCCGUGACGUCCGGCGGAAUAGGCGGGAUAAUCUUCCCGCAGAUCUUCAACGCGCUCGCGCCGAAGGCCGGGUUCGGGUGGGCCGUUCGCACGCUGGGGUUCAUGACGCUGCUGUUCUGCGGGCUUGGUGCGAUACUCCAGCGCUCAAGGCUGCCUGCGAACGAGAGUAGUCGGAAGACUGUGGACCUGCGGGUUCUUGCAGAGAGGGGGUUCGGACUCUCAGCCGUGGCGAUCAUCUUCGCGGAUAUCAGCGCGACUAUCCCGCUUACGUAUCUCACGUCUUAUGCAAGGAGUAAAGGGAUGAGCGUGGACCAGAGCUACACGCUCAUGUCGAUCCUCAAUGCAACCAGUAUCGUUGGCCGCCUGAUGCCCGGGUAUGCAGCGGACCGCUGGGGCCGGUUCAACACGAUGAUUAUAACAACAGGCAUCUCCACAAUCCUCACAUUCGCGCUCUGGCUAAGCAGCGGCACAAACCACGCCGCGAUCAUCGCGUACGCCGCGCUCUUUGGCUUCUGGUCUGGCUCGGCGAUCAGUCUGUCACCCGUAUGCGUGGCGCAGAUCUCGCGGACCGAGGACUUCGGGAAGAGGUAUGGCACUGCGUAUACGCUUGUUGCGCUGGGCGUGCUUGUGGCGCUGCCUGUUGCGGGCCAGAUACUUGAGGGACAAGGGGGGGAUACGUACUGGGGGCUGAUUGUGUUUACGGGGGUGGCGUAUGCGCUCUCUGCCUUGUUUUGGGGGCUGGCGAGGGGCGUUUGUGCCGGGUGGAGGGUUUGGAUGAAGUUUUGA